GGGAGAGUAAGGGGAGGUGGAUAAGAGAAGGUAUAUAGGCAAUGAGGGAGUGGGAGAGUUAACAGUGCUGACAAUCUCCGGCAUGAUGUGGAAGGCGCUGCUCCUGCUCCUCUCCGUCUCCACCCUCCCUCUUAUUGAGGGCGCCGUGCUGUGCUACUUCGAGUCCUGGGCGGUAUACAGGCUCGGCGAUGGCAAGGUGGAAAUAUCCGACCUCGAACCGGCACUCUGCUCCCACUACAUCUAUGCUUUUGCUGGCAUCAACACCGAUUAUACCAUCAGGGUGUUGGACCCGUGGGCAGACCUGUGUGAUGGAGGCGGGUGCGGCUUUGAUAAGUUCACAGCCAUGAAGAACGUCGAGCCGCACCUGUUGACCCUGCUGGCCGUGGGUGGCUGGAACGACGGCUCUGCUCUUUACUCUCAGAUGGCAGAGACUGCCGAGACCAGAGCAGUGUUCAUCAAGUCAUCCAUACAGCUUCUGAAGAUUCACAAUUUUGACGGCCUCGAUUUGGCCUGGACGUAUCCCACACAGAAUGGAGGCGCCCCUCAUGACCGGGAGAACUAUGUGCAUCUGCUGCGGGAACUGAAAGAGGCGCUGGAAGCUGAAGGUAUGGUGCUGACGGUAACAGUUUCUCCAACCAAGAGUGUCAUAGACGAGGCUUAUGACAUCCCAGGCAUUGCACAACACGCGGACCUCGUCACCGUGACAACCUACGACUUGCACGGCUCGUGGGAGCACCACACUAACCAUCAUUCAGGCCUGUACGCCUUCUCCGAGGAUGUUGGCAGCGACUUGUUCCUGAACGUGGACUACAUAAUAAAUUACUGGGUGGCAGGAGGGAUGCCGGAAAAAAAGCUGGUAAUGGGGGUGCCCGCCUUUGGUCGCACUUGGACGCUGGACUCAAUCGAGGAGCACGGAUACUACGCCCCUGCCUAUUUGCCUGGGAUGACGGGGCCUUGGACGAAGACGGAGGGUUUCAUGGCGUACGCUGAGAUCUGCGUGAAGCAGGCCGAGGAGGGGUGGACGAUAGCAGUGGAGAAAGGCUGCAACGAACCUUACACUUACCAACUGUCCUCCAGCAAGAUCUGGUGCGCGUACGAGAACCACGACUCUGUCACUCUCAAGGCCCAAUACGCAGCUGACCACGGCCUUGGAGGAGUUAUGAUCUGGUCCAUAAAUGACGAUGAUGCGCACGGCGUCUGCGGUGGUCGCAAGUUUGAUCUGACAUCUACGUUGGCAGACACCUUCAACAAGGCCAAACGCUGAUGUGUCUACAGAGUGCAAGAGUUCCCGUACCCACUUUUGCCAUCUUCCCAACACUAUCCGUUCUUUCCUCGAGGCAUCUCACCAAUCACAAUAUUUGUAACAUUAUCGGCGGUGGUGCCACACAAAACAGUUCGUAUGAUCAUAAUCCCAUAUACACAAUUUCGCGUACAAAAUAAAUUAUACACAACUA
Portunus trituberculatus (swimming crab) is the source of this 1454-nucleotide messenger RNA. RefSeq names its product acidic mammalian chitinase-like. Gene Ontology annotation, biological process: chitin catabolic process; carbohydrate metabolic process. Lineage: Eukaryota; Metazoa; Arthropoda; Malacostraca; Decapoda; Portunidae. Gene Ontology annotation, cellular component: extracellular region. Gene Ontology annotation, molecular function: chitinase activity; chitin binding. The record is from RefSeq and is a predicted model, not a curated record.